AUGGAGCCGACGCCUGCCGCCGAACACCAGGAAUCGCAGCCAAUGGCGCGGCACCAGGAAUCGCAGCCGACGUCUUCAGAUUUGGGAGAGCGCAGGGGGCUCUUCUCGUGCUUGUUCAGCGAGUGCGACGAUCCCCCCUUCAACGAUUCCAAUUUGGAAGCCCAUCUCCUGGAGACCAUCCUCCACUUGUACGAGGAGGCGUUCGAGCGGCUGCCCGUCCACGACAUGCCGGUGGAAGCCGCCGACCAGUUGGCCAUAUCCAUGCGCAAAGGCGGCCUCUGCCUCGGCCUCCUGGACCCCGUCGCCAACAUCAUCCUCAACACCAUCGCCCUCCUCCCGCACGACUUCGGGGAUAUGGCCGCCAAGAGGAGAUCCAAGAGGCUGGCUGGCAGACGGGACAGCAGCAGCUGGGUUGUGCCAUCCUCCUGCCGCAGGGUGACCUGGCGCUCUAUUGCUGUGUCUUCCUGCCGGGCUCUCGUCAGAUUCAUGGUUGACUACUUCGGAUGCCUCAGUGAAGAGCAGGCCACCCGCUACCUCCACUGGGCACACGCCGAUCUCGCCCUCGCCGUCCAGCUGGUCGAGCACGAUCUACGUGCUGCUCACGUUGCACCACCCGAUCCUGCCUCCGCAAGGACGCAAGCCGCCUUCAAGUACGCCGCAAUCUGUGGGUGGCACCCUGCGCCUGAUGACCUGCUGCGCCUCCACGCGUCGCCCCUGCCCAAGCAGCGCCUCCGCGACGCCGCCCCCUUCCUCAACAAGGGAGGGCGCAAGCUCACCGUCCAUCAUGUCAUCACCAUCAUGGACUUGCUGCGCUACCAGGAAGGUGCCGCCGUCGACCUUCAGGUCAACUUGCUUCCAAGUGCAAGAGAGCUAGUCGUCUACUGCCGGAACCUCAAGGCUGAUGAAGGGAACCUAGACAUUUCCAACACCACAAGCUCCGAUGGCUUUCACAUGGUCACCAUCAAGGUCGAGCGUCAUGGGUACCACUUCGCUGCCCUGCGGUCUCCCGAGGACUACAGAUCCAUGAUGUCAUCCUGUUUGAAGGGGGCCGCCGAAAUGCACCGUGUGGUGAAUAGCUGUUCUAGCGAUGCCUGCGAAUACACCUUGUCCCUCAGGAUGAGGCUCUACGACAUGAUUCACGGCUUCUAUCUCAAAGUCUUCGCCAUGCUGCCCUCUACGUGGCUCGACCUCAUCCCCCACAUCCUAUACGCUGGCCACUGCUAUGGCCCUUUGGACCCUGUCUCCAACAUCAUCACCAAUUCCAUUUUGCACCGCCUAGUGCGCCCAAUCCCAUGGUUAGGCUCCAAAAUCAAAGUGUAUGACAUCCUCGACACCCUCUCUAUGCUUCGUGUGGAGGUCCGUUCCUUGGAAGGCCUCAUUGCCCUCGUCCGAGCAAGCUCCAAGCCCCGUUGCUCGACGCAGCAGGCUAUGGAGCACCUCUCCUGCAAACGCUGUGACCUGUCCCAGGAGUCUCACACCUCGCAGCAGUUUGCUGCCGCUGCCGCAGCUGCUCGACACCCAUAUGAUGUGCUGGGAUCAUCGUUGGCGCCCAGCUUGAUCAUUGACCUGCGGCGCAUGCUGGCCACCAGUGCCAAUGGUAGGAUCUCCUCGGAGUCUCUUGAGCAAAUAAUGUGCAUUCUCAAGGAAACUUGUGCGCCGAUGUGUGGUCCUUUACUUCCCUAUGCGGCCAAACUGUCCAAGGAGGCUAAGGAGACUCUGCUGGAAAAGAGGUCACAUUAUAUGAAGAUGAAGUUAUUCAUUCACGCUGAGCUUGCGCAAGUGCUGAAGAAAUAUGCCUUUGAGCAUCCUCUGGAACCAAAAUAUGUGCCAAGUGUUAUCUGUGGUUUGGUGGCUGCUUCCGAAUCCCUAGACAGGUUUUCCUAUCACGUUAACUUUGUGGCUGCUUCCGAAUCAGGGAUUGCUGAUAACCAACUCUUCUUUGCCGAUAUAAAUGCCCCAUUUUCUCAUCCUUCAAAACCAAGUUUCUGCUGCAGACUACCCCUGACAUCUGCUGGUCGUUGCUACUAUGGAAAGGCGUCCGCGAGGAAGAUUGUGUAUCCCGAUUCAUCAGAACUUCUUGAGUGUGAUUGUGAUAUUACUGACUAUGGAACGCGGCAAACAGAUGGAAUGCUGGAGCCAGAUUUCGUCUUGGAGUAUAGGAGAGACGCGGGGUUUGCAGAGGAUCUGAGGAAGUACUGUGAAGAACAAAAGAAGCGUGAUGAGUAUUAAUUCCAACGGCUGGAGGAACUAGUAUUAAUUAGGUCUGGAGCCUUAUUAAGCCUGAUGUUGAAAUACUCCAUAUAUUAAGUAGUA
This is a messenger RNA of Hordeum vulgare subsp. vulgare (domesticated barley), 2313 nucleotides long. RefSeq lists its product as uncharacterized. Bases 1 to 2229 code for a protein of 742 amino acids. NCBI's taxonomy places the organism in Eukaryota, Viridiplantae, Streptophyta, Magnoliopsida, Poales, Poaceae. The record is from RefSeq and is a predicted model, not a curated record. The transcript is spliced from 3 exons.